This is a messenger RNA of Orbicella faveolata, 3969 nucleotides long. RefSeq lists its product as uncharacterized. Lineage: Eukaryota; Metazoa; Cnidaria; Anthozoa; Scleractinia; Merulinidae. The record is from RefSeq and is a predicted model, not a curated record.
AUGACUCUGAAACCCAAGAAAGGGGACUUGAGAAGUUCAAAUCCAGAGCAUUUUCUGGAAGAGAAUGGGUCUCAGAGCCCUUUAGAAGCUUGCACCUUUAACACUUUUAUUGGAAAUCAGCAGAACAAGCCUCUAAGCACUUGUGAAACAAUAAGCCCAUGUCGGNAACGUAAAGCGAAACAGAUUAAGUCGGCGGAAAGAGAAAUUCAAGAAGAUGAAGGCGAAAUUCAAGAGAAGUGCGCAGUCAAGUCAAACGAAAGUCAAGGUGGAAGAGUUUUGAGAAGCAGGGCGAAAGAAUGUCAUUCUGGAGUUAAACUCGACACCAAGAAGGGAGAGAAAAGAAAAGCACUUGGCACUAAAACCAGACAAAAGAGACAGGAUUCCGUGGUCGAGACUGCGGUGACGGAAAAAUGUAAACCCGAUGGCUGGGAUUUAAAAGGUCGUGAACCUACCAUGUUGGACAAAUCAACACCGGAGACUGAUCAGUUACUGCGUGAAAGCGACAUGUCAUCGCGUGAAAUCGAUAGCCUUGUUGACCAGCCACGCCCAUCACGAGAGGUCACGACACUCACACCAGCCAGUGACGAAACAUCUCAGCAACCGGAACCGGAAGUGCUGGGAAGGUUGAAUGAGGGUAAUACAUCCCCUCAGGGCGAACGACCCAGAGAUUAUACGUCGGACCAAGGGAGACUGGCUUUAAAUGUUAAUCGGAUCAGCACCUUGGAAGAAACGAUCUUUGAUAAUUGUUUACAUAAAGAUUUAGAGGAGGAAAAAUCCGCAUGCCAAAAUGGACUCCACCCGAACGAAAAAGACGACAACACAGACAUUGCACCCUCUGGACAGCUGUUUCAAGAUGUUGAUGAUGUCAGCGCGUCGAAGAAACAAGGCUCAGACACCAUUGAAGCGGAUAAUAACACGCAUUUAACAAGACAGACGGCCAAAUCCACGUCUCGGGAUACGGGUCGAUCGAGAAGAGACGGGAAGGAUCCCGCUGGAGUGUCCGUCCUAGCAGCGGCGUCCUCGAAGGAAAACGCACCUGAUGGAAAGCUGAAAAGCAGAAAGAAAAGAAAACCUACUUCGAGUGUGCGCGAGGUGUUAGCUCCAGCUGACCAGCAGUCCAACUCAGAUUGCAGGACAAGCAGCACUGAAAUCUCCUCCAUGUUAGACUGUACCAAAAGACGCAAGACCUUAUUCAACUCGCGGGAAAAUUCCUUAAUGGUUCCUAUCUCGAAUACCCAGAUAUCCUUUGCAAACACGACCCUUUCCAAAAGUAGGGCCAACGCUGGUAUCCCGCCAACCUUAUCGGCCUUCAUGAAGAGUUUCAUCGCUCCGAAGCUCAAGAAAUCACUUUAACAGUUUGGGCGUGGCUUCCUGUUCAAGUUAUAAGUAGCUUUUUCUCUUGUACCUCUUACUUUUAGAGCUUUUUAGAUUUAAAACAACUUCGAAUCAUAGUUAAUAGAGGGAAUGGUUAAGAAACUCGGUAAACAUCAAAGAAGCAAAUCAAAGAGGCUAAGAUUUAUGUUGGAAGGUCUCUGACUGACCCUGCAUGUCUUGUUUUGUGCUGAUUGACUGUGCAUGAAUUACAUAAUUGCAACGCUCCUAUUGGUUAGUUGUAUGACCACACGUAAUCACCUUUUGUGUUUUGCCAGGUUUUGUGUAGGGUCAACCUCCAAAAUAGCUAACAAAAACAUACAACAGAGAACUUUGCCAGGUUUCAUAACCAUUCCCUCUAUUAACCAUGUUCGAAUGUUGAAUAGAAAUUUUCAAUGACUAGGGUAGAUUCACUGUGUUAGAAUAGUUUAACAGAACGCUGAAUACAUGGGAAAAUGUAGCUCUUAGAUCGUUUCCACGAAUCUAUUGAUAACAAUUUCCCAAGGAAGAAAAGACAGUAACGACACCGGCUUGAACCAUAUACACUUUACGUUUUCUUUUACAGAAUGAGGGCUCUUCAUACGAUUAAAGGUAUUGCAUUACUACAUUAGCAAAACACUAUAUUUCUAGCACAGAAACUUGUAAUAGAAACCCGGGGGGACUCACAUAUAAAAGGAUGGUGGUACUCGUAGGUAAUUUUGAAAAAAAAAAAACACUAAGAGACGCCAAGAUCCUGUUUUGUGGGCGUGGCUUGCAAUGUUUUUCACCCCCCAAGAGGUACCAAUUCUAAAACAACACAUUAUCUCUUGUCCUAUUUUUUUUCGGCUCAGUAUCCUAAAACGUGCCGCAAAAGCUCCUGUUGUGGACCUUCUGAGGCUGAUCACCCUGAGAGAUACCAAAAGCCCCGUCUUUUUGAUAUGGGAGUCUCCCCCGAGUGGAAACCUUUUAGUUCCCCUCGACGUAUAGAAAACAUUCUACUGAAUUUUAUUUGGAGGAGAGAAUUUGGUCAAAUAUGUUCAAAAAUCGUCUUUGUUCCUAUAAACAUAACGGAGAGUUUAGCUUUGAGUGGAAUAUUUCAUUGAAUUAUUUAAGUUUAAAGUUUGUGGCUUGUAAUUAAUGCAGCGAUACUACAUAUACUGAAAUGCUGCAAAAGGGCGUGUCGUUGGUGCAGAAUUAACCUUUGAAAAGACAGAAUUUCGCGUAAAGCUCGUAAUUUCCCUGUGUCGUGAAAAAUUUCCAGGCUUUCAAAUCUCGAAGCGAUUUGCAACAGUUUGGUUAAUUCAAAGCAAUAUUUCCCUUCCGUCGGUUGAGAUUAAAUCUAUGAUAGCGAUUCAACUUUGUGGCUCCACAAACAUCCGCUUUGUAUAUUGCCUGGCAGCGUCUAUUCGCUAUUUGUUUGAAUGGCUUAGAAGUACUCAGUUUUAAGGAAGCGAAGAUUAUUUUAAACAUUCGCCUGAAGUUCACAUUUGUUACUCUUCCAAACAUUUUAGCAGUUCCCAGUAAAUUCUCUGGACAAAUAUUUGUUUCAAACAAUAUAUUGCAAUUCAUAUCUUACGGUUAUGUGAUAUGUCAAUAUUUUAUUUUUUUGCUACCUCAAGUGGAGACUAUAGAUAGUAACUAAGAGUUAUAUUUAACCGUUGCAUGUGUGUUGUGUUUACAUUAUUCUAAGUGAAUAACGCCUUUCAAGCCAAAAAGCCUGUAUGUAAAUAACUUUGUGGUAAAUUCAGUUGCCAGCAUUUGAAAACGUUAAAUUGCCUCAUAACUGUAAUUUUCUCCAAAGUGCCAGUAUAUUUAUCCGUUGCAUGUUUCUAAUGUAAGCUACAAUAUAACAAUUUACAUGAAAACAGUUCCACUCGAGUUUGUCAUGAAUAUCCAACACACAAUAUAGUUAAUGCCUUUCUUCUUUACCUUUUAAAGAGUAUGAAAUUUGGUUUAAACUCGCUGAAUAUAUUUAUCGCGUGUUUUUAUGAGCAGCUCGCUCGCCUGCCUAGUGUUAAGCGAGAGAUUUAAAACGGAGCAAAAAAAAUAGCCAAGUCCUGCUGUGCUAAGAAAAAACAUCACCUCUUUGCGUGAUUUUGGCCAUUAAUUGUUUCACAGGGGGACCUGAGACAAAAUAAACGCCCUGGAUACAGCUGUUGGAACGUGCAGCGGAUAAAAAGUGUAAUUACAAUCUAUUAACAAAACUGUAUUGUGCCCGCCCUCUGUUUCAAACCAGUUAUAUUUUGGUAAAUACAAUCUUUUGAAAAGCACUUUUAAAAUAGUGCAGUUUUUGCGUCAGUGACAUAGUUAAACUAAAGUGCUUUUGAACCCAGGAAUUUUUCCUUUGGCAAGUCGCGACCUGGAAGACGAAGUUUAAACUUAUCACUUCUUCAGCCAGAGAUUAUAGAAGAGGUCCCCCGCUGCUAACGCCAUUUUCUCCAGUGGGUAAAAUCUAUUCGCUCCCCGGGGAAAACGGUAAUUUAUGCAUCAUAUGAUAGCCCAGCCAUUAUGUCAAUGAGAAUUAGCACAUACAUUAAAAGUCUGUCACUUGCAGAGUGUUUUAGAAAAAAAGCCAUUUGGAAGUUUCAGAAAUGCAUUUAAAAAAGGUAUUAUCAGACA